AAAAAUCCACAAUAAUAUUUUUGUGCUUUUUGAAUUUAUUUUCUUCGAGGUGGUGUACAAAUUAUUGCUCAAAAUAGACAAGAAAGUUUACCAAGAUGACGAAGAAGGAUAUUAGUUUAGCAGAUAUUUACCAGCUAGAAAGGUUUGGUAGUGGACCGAAGAUGUUCUUCUUGUUCUUCUAUGCUCCUAUUGGUUUGGUUUUGGCUGUUUUUCGUCUUUUUUUAGCGCUCCAACUUCUACUAGUACUUUCAUUUUUAAACAAAACAUGGCUUUUUACUAGAUUAUUACUAAAAGUUUGUGGUGCUGUCCUUGGAAUUAUAGUUACGUCAGAGGGUAUAGAAAACUUACAGAGAGAAAGAYUAAAGAUAAUUGUUAGCAACCAUGUUACUAUGAUGGAUAAUGUUGCCAUGGAAAUUGCAACACCUUGCGUUAUGGCACCAAGAAGUGUUAGUGGUUGUUUGAAGUAUCUGGAAACAACAUUAAAUGACGGCACUGGUGGAGUAAACAUGAAGCAGGAUGAUUUUGAAUCAAAACUUCCAGGAAUUUUGGCAGCUGAUCCAUCUGUUUCAUUCUUGGGUUUUCCUGAAGAAGCCAACUCAAGUGAAAACAGUCCUGGCCUUCUCCAGUUUUCGUCCUGGCCAUUUGGGAUUAUGGACACUGUUGUUCCUGCUCUUAUCACUACAAGGAGGCUUCCAUURCCACCCAUACACCAUUCUGUAAUGAGGAGUCAUUGGAUAUCUGAAAUAUUUUGGUUUUUCUUUGUUCCAUUUACACAUUUUCAUAUAAGGUUUUUACCAUCCAUCACUAAGCAAGAAGAUCAAACCAAAGAACAAUUUUGUAGGCAUGUAGAAAAGAUCAUGGCUUCAACAUUGGGUGUCCAAACCACAAUAUACUCAUCGCUAAAUAAAGCAAUAUAUGCAAUAAAGCUAAGAAGAGAUGAAGAAUUACGGCAACYGGGGCAAGAUCAGACACAAAGACAAAARAGUUCACCAACRAGAAGAAAAAAACGAGUGAAAACUASRGAGAGCCRAGUUCAGGACACUCGUCUCAAUAAAAUGGCRACACAAGUCAAAGAAGUUCUUCCACAAGUUCCUUUAGAGGCAAUUAAGAAGGACUUAGGUAAAACACAGUGCAUAGAUACAACUAUUACCAAUAUCAUAGAAGGAAGAGUGUCAUAUAAACCUGAAGACACGGCACCAAAACCAUCAACUCCAAAAGAACCUUGUGCUUCCUCCUCUUCACCACCCAAAGCUACCAAUGCUGCAACGUCAUUCUCAUCUUCAUCAGAAAUAAGYCACCAGUCAUUUGAGGAGAGGAAAAGAAAUAUGUUGGAGGAGGCAAGAAGGAGAUAUAUAGCCAAGCAUGGUUUGUGAGAAGAUUGUCUACUUUGGUAUAUGCAACAUUUCUACUGUAUUAUUAUCAGCUGAAACAUUGCUGAAUUAAGGAGAAAAACUUGAAAAGUAUCAAAAUAACAUUGACAGUUAUGAAACUGAAACACACAGCAUGUGGUUUGAUACYUUARCUGCACAAGUCAAAUCAAGUGAAACUCAUUCCCAGYGCUURUCUGCUCACUUUUU
Messenger RNA from Exaiptasia diaphana, 1577 nucleotides. Its product is annotated as ancient ubiquitous protein 1. Lineage: Eukaryota; Metazoa; Cnidaria; Anthozoa; Actiniaria; Aiptasiidae. The transcript is spliced from 15 exons. Gene Ontology annotation, molecular function: ubiquitin binding. The record is from RefSeq and is a predicted model, not a curated record. The coding region runs from base 96 to 1373 and encodes 425 amino acids. Gene Ontology annotation, cellular component: membrane.